AUGAAGGCGACCCUAGAACUUGUUUUGCUGGUCAUCUCUUUAUCUCUACCGGCGGCAUUUGCCCAAGGGCCGCCACCACCAAAGUGGAAAUGGCCUUCUCCCGGUGUUCUGCCUUCUCCCAUACUUCGCGAUCCAGAACUCAGGGAGUGUUGGAAUCCUCUCCGAAAACCGCCGGGAUGCAUGCCAUCCAUUUACGAUUCGUCGGAGAAGGGGAUGGUGUCGCUGAGCACAGAGUGCUGCGACGCUGUGAAGGCUCUCAGCCCCCGCUGCUUCGAGAGAAUAUUCACUGCCCAGCCUUUCCAGCCGGAGUUUUCUCAGAAAGUUCGCGACUUUUGUGCUUCCGUCCAGGGGACUUCUCCCGCUUCCGCGCCAUCUUUCUAG
Messenger RNA from Phalaenopsis equestris, 381 nucleotides. Its product is annotated as egg cell-secreted protein 1.4-like. Gene Ontology annotation, cellular component: vesicle; extracellular region. Lineage: Eukaryota; Viridiplantae; Streptophyta; Magnoliopsida; Asparagales; Orchidaceae. The record is from RefSeq and is a predicted model, not a curated record. Gene Ontology annotation, biological process: regulation of double fertilization forming a zygote and endosperm; regulation of protein localization to cell surface; double fertilization forming a zygote and endosperm. The transcript has a single exon. The coding region runs from base 1 to 381 and encodes 126 amino acids.